AUGGCUUCCGAAGUCCCCCAUUCUUCUUCCACAGAGCAGCCAGCCAUGGACUUUGGCAAGGGCGGCCACCUCAUUGUUGUCUCAAACAGACUCCCCAUCACCAUAAACAAGGAUGCCCAUGGCGAGUACCACUUUAAGAUGUCCUCGGGAGGUCUCGUCUCUGCUCUCUCUGGGUUCAAGAAAUCCCUCAACUUUACCUGGAUCGGAUGGCCAGGGUUCUUCAUUCCCCCCAAGGAUCGUCCGCUCGUCGACAAACGGCUCAUGGAGGAGUACUCAUGCCAGGCAGUCUACCUCGACGAUGACGUAGCUGAUCGUCACUACAACGGUUUCUCAAAUUCCAUCCUCUGGCCCCUCUUCCACUAUCACCCUGGCGAGAUGAACUUUGAUGAAGAGAACUGGCUUGCAUACCGUCAGGCUAACAUGCAGUUCGCCGAGGCAGUUCGCAAGCAAAUUACCCCAGGCGCCAUGGUUUGGGUCCAGGACUACCAUCUCAUGCUGCUUCCCAUGCUUCUGCGUGGUAUUCUCGACGGCAAAAAGAAUGUCGGCACAUUCACCAAUGAUGAGCUCACCAAAAUCACAGAAGGCAUUGACGUCACCGCUUUCUCAACUACCCAGGCUCCGACACCCGGCGUCAAAAUCGGCUUCUUCCUUCAUACUCCCUUCCCGAGUAGUGAAAUCUACAGAAUUCUUCCAGUCCGCAGGGAGAUUCUUCUCGGUGUUCUGUAUUGUGACUUGAUUGGCUUCCACACCUAUGACUACGCUCGUCAUUUCUUGUCGUCCUGUACCCGUAUUUUGGGUUUGCCUACCAUGCCCAACGGUGUGGAAUUUGAAGGCAGACUUGCUCAUGUGGGGACUUUCCCCAUCGGCAUAGAACCGAGCAGUUUCAUAGACAAUCUUCAAAAGCCGUCCGUUAUCAACCGAAUCAAGCAACUCGAACAGCGGUUUGGGGGCGUCAAAGUUAUCGUUGGCGUCGACCGUCUGGAUUAUAUCAAGGGUGUCCCUCAAAAAUUACAUGCACUUGAGUUGUUCCUAUCUCAGCAUCCGGAGUGGAUUGGAAAGGUCGUUCUCGUCCAGUUGGCUGUCCCAUCACGACAAGAUGUUGAGGAAUACCAAAACUUGAGGUCGACUGUCAACGAACUCGUGGGCCGUAUUAAUGGUCGUUUUGGGACCGUGGAAUUCAUGCCUAUCCACUUUAUGCACAAGAGUUUGGCUUUCGAUGAACUUUGUGCUUUAUAUGCCGUCAGUGAUGUGUGCCUUGUCUCCAGUACGCGAGACGGUAUGAACCUUGUGUCAUACGAAUAUAUUGCCUGUCAACAAGCGCGUCAAGGCGUCAUGAUCCUCUCUGAGUUUGCAGGUGCAGCGCAGAGUCUGAAUGGAUCUAUUAUUGUCAACCCUUGGGACUCGCAGCAGGUGGCUGAUGCUAUCCAUGAGGCCGUCACAAUGGAUGCGUCUGUCCGUGCGGAAAACCACCGCAAGCUCUUCAAGUACGUCAACAAGUACAGUGCGGCGUUUUGGGGGAGCAGUUUCAUCAAAGAGAUGAGCAAAAUUGAAGCGACUGAUGUCGCGCCAGAGGGUCAGGCAGAGCUCUCGGUAAAACCUGAGGAUAUUGCAGGCUCGGGGAGCGUUAUUGUCAAUGGCUCCGUGCCGUUGUCUGUAUAA
Psilocybe cubensis is the source of this 1659-nucleotide messenger RNA. RefSeq lists its product as uncharacterized. NCBI's taxonomy places the organism in Eukaryota, Fungi, Basidiomycota, Agaricomycetes, Agaricales, Agrocybaceae. The transcript is spliced from 5 exons. The record is from RefSeq and is a predicted model, not a curated record. Gene Ontology annotation, cellular component: alpha,alpha-trehalose-phosphate synthase complex (UDP-forming); cytosol. Gene Ontology annotation, biological process: trehalose biosynthetic process; cellular response to heat. The coding region runs from base 1 to 1659 and encodes 552 amino acids. Gene Ontology annotation, molecular function: catalytic activity.